AAGAGAGCUGCCGAAGCCUUGGCAGUGGAGCAGCUCACUGUACGUAGAAUGGGUAGCAAACUCCUAUAGAAAUCACUUUUGAAGAUGAAAAGAUGACCCACAACAUGGAAAAAAUAAUAACAGGUGGUGCCCGACCUGCUCUGUUCCUCCGGCAUUUUGUAUGUGUUGCUCAUCUGAAGAAACUCUUGUGUGACUGACCUGAAGGAGGUUAUCACUGCAAAAUUACUUCAUUGCAACAUCCUUGGCCCAAAACAUCUGCAGCUCAGCAACAAAUGAAGCGGCCUGCACAGCUGGUCCUGGACAACACUGGGGACACUGCGGUCCAGUUCUGAGGAAAGGCUCCAUCGCCAGAACUGAAGCCUUGCCUGUUCUUUCAGUUGCAGGUAUCUCGAGGAGCAGGAUACUACUCUGGAGUAAGUCAAUCUUCCUGACAUUAGGCAAUAGUGUUUGGAAAAAGACUUCAUUUAACUCACUUACAAAGACGAGAUAGACCAAACAAAAUGAAUUAUACUGAAGGAUAUGAUUAUGAAGAAUAUGAAUAUUAUCUUAACACCAGUGAAGAUUAUUAUGAAGGUGUGGAAUUAUUGUGCAGAAUGAGUGAGAACAAGAUACUUCCAUGGUUCAUUCCAAUAUUUUAUUCAUUUAUUGCUGCCAUGGGCAUUAUUGGCAAUGGUUUGGUUGUUGUCAUCUAUUUGUUCUACAAGAGGGUUAGAUCUAUGACUGACGUGCUUCUCAUGAAUUUGGCCAUAGCUGAUAUACUUUUCGUGGUUACCCUGCCAUUUUGGGCUGUAGAUGCCCCUGAAGGAUGGAUCUUUAUGGACGUUGGGUGUAAAAUUCUCAAGGGCAUAUACAGUAUCAAUUUUUACAGUGGCAUGUUAUUCCUAGGUGCUAUUAGCAUCGAUCGAUAUAUUGCUAUUGUCCAUGCGACAAAGUCUUUUAAUUACAAGGGAAAAACACUGGUUUACAGUAAAAUUGUUUGUAUAUUUGUCUGGCUUUAUGGAAUUAUUGUAUCCUUGCCAACAUUCAUUUUUAGCGAAAGCUAUGAGUUCAAGACAACAAGAAAAAUGGUGUGUGAAAUAAAAUACCCAAAACACAAUUCACAUAUAGGGAAGGCAGCUACUCCGGCACUACAGCUAACACUUGGUUUCUUUGUACCUCUGUUUAUUAUGAUUUACUGUUACUCUCUGAUAAUUAAGACACUUCUCCAAGCCAGAAACUUCCAGAGACACAAGGCAUUUCGGGUUGUAAUCGCAGUAGUAGCAGCUUUUGUGGUUUGUCAAGUGCCAUACAAUGUUGUUAUAAUUUAUAAUUUAUUUAGAACAAGUAGCUGUGAAACUUUCCAGGUAAAGACUAUUGUCCACGCAGUGACACAGUCUAUUGCCUUUCUCCAUUGUUGUCUGAACCCUGUCCUUUACGCCUUUAUUGGUGUUAAAUUCAGAAUGUAUUUAAUGAAGAUAAUGCAAGACAUCUGCUGCUUAAGCAAAAAGAACAUUUCAUUACGCUACAGGCAUACCACUGAAACGUGUGUGUCAAGGCGUACAUCUGACUUUGACAUUGACAACUUAUCAUCCUUUACAAUGUGAUCAUCUGCUUUUUUUUGUGUGGUUAUGCAUAUCUCAUGAAAUUUCACAGUAAGUAUUUAAAUGCUCUAUAAUCUCUCAUUUCAAAUUCCAUAUACUGUUUAAAUAAGAAUUAUACACUCAGUGUCCGCUUUAUUCGGUACUUCCUCUGCCUAAUAAAGUGGCCACUGAGUGUAUGUUCAUGUUCUUCUGUUGCUGUAGCCCAUCUGCUUCAAGCUUUGAUGUGUUAUGCAUCCAGAGAUGCUCUUCUGCACGCCACUGUUGUAAUGUGUGGUUAUUUGAGUUACUGUUGUCUUCCUGUCAGCUUGAACCAGUCUGGCCAUUCUCCCCUGACCUCUCUCAUUAACAAGGCAGUCUUACAGAAGAACUGCUACUCAAUUGGAUGUUCCUUUUCUUGUUUCUCGCACCAUUCUCUGUAAACUCUGGAGACUCUUGUGUGUGAUACUCAAGCCACCCCAUCUGGCACCAACAAUCACUCCACAGUCAAAGUCACUUAGAUUCUUCAUUCUUUUCAUUCUUGUAUCUCAUAAAGUGGCCACUGAGUUCAAGUAUAGUCCUUGAGACCACAGACCAUUUAUAUUCUACCCUUGAGUGAAUUUGUGGAAUAUGUUAAUUAAAAUUCACUAGAUUAAAUAACUUCCAUGGAAAUAAAAUUCUAUAGAGUCUGUUCCUUGGCACAAAAAUAAGUCCAAGGUUUCACUCUAGCUAUCCAUAAAACUUCAUUUUUAAAGUUGCAUUUUAAGACUUUUUACAUUUGAAAAGGGAGGAGAGAAGCAAAUUUUAUUGCAGUAUAUUACAGAGAUAUCAGGAGAAUAUUAGUAAUUUGGUAGCACAGAUGUGUGCAGUGCUGUAACAUUAUAGAUUACAGGAUUUCACACACGAUGAAAUAAUUCGCAAGGUCCAUAUCGUUUCACUAUGGGAAGUGAAGGUAACAAGAAAACUUAGAACACCAUCUCGGAUUUCCUCCAAAAUAAAGCAGCAGUACGAACUCCCGUGGAAUUACUUUGUUGAGAACGAAGAGAUCAGCGUGAAUGAGCCACAAAGGAGGAGGGAUAAUAUUGAAUAAUGGGGAAGAUUGGGAGAAGUCUACAUACGGGAUCCAGCCAAGCUGUACACCAUUUGGUAACAUCCCAGAAUUCUCCAUUGAGAAGCCCACAUUCUGCCACAUAUUCAGAGCUGAUUAUAUUGAAAACUGACAUCAAUUUUGAUUACAUUGCAAAAUGUAAGUGAAGUCUGAAACUGAUUAAUAAGAUUACAGGCAGCAAUGUUGGAACCACAGUAUUUCAAGGAGUAACAGAAAUGACCCCUGGACUGAAAGAGUUAAUGGAUUUGAUAGAUCUGGGUUUGUAUUCACUGGAGCUUAGAAGAAUGGGGGGGGGGGGAACCUCAUUAAAACCUAUCAAAAAUUGAAAGGCCUAGAUAGAGUGGACAUCGAGAGGAUGUUUCCUAUAAUGGGGGAGUCUUGGACCAGAGGGCACAGCCUCAGAAUACAAGAACAUCCCUUUAGAACAGAAGUGAGCUGGAACUGCCUGACCUGCUGAGUUCCUCCAUCAUUUUAUGUGUGAUGCGAUAACUAAAGUGAUUGAUUAUCUCAAGAUGUAGGAACCUUCUUGUUGUCUAUGCAAAAUUGCUGAACUUGAGUAAUUAAUUCAGUACCAUUUUCUGUACACCGUCAUGUUGUACCAGAUCUCUUGCCUUAUAUUGUAUAUAUAGAAUUUUUAAUGUUUUAAAGAUAAGCUGAUCACUAGAAGUUCAUUUUCAACUAUAUUAUAUUUACUAGAAUUUCUCCUUUCCCCUAAUAGUUUUUAUUUUAUAAUUGGAACAGUAGUAUGUAUUCUGUUUUAUUAUGCCACUGUUUUUAAACCUGGUAAAUGCAGAUUAAUUUUGUGGGCACAAUUCUGAUAUGUUGCAUUUUAAAUGCCAAUGUAUGUGACGGAACAGGAAAAUACUUCGAUUUUUAAUGAAGGUGUUUAAAACGGGGAUGUCAUUUUAGGGUACAUAUUUCAUGUAAAUUUGUUAUUAGGUCUAUGAUUGUGUCAGUUCAAAAUGAUUUUUAAAACAGCUCUAUAAAAGAGUAUUCUAGCUAUGUUUGAUUUCUACGUGGAUGUUCAGGUAGUUGAAUGAAACCCCAAAUGUUUUCUUCCUCUGGAGAACAUUUGUCGCAAGUCAUGUGUUACAAGUACUGUGUCAUGCAGGUGCAUAAACAGUAGCAGGCUUUCUUUCCAAGGAACUGGGCGUUGAAGUAGGAAGCUGAAUUUGCUUCUUUUCUCAGCUGCUCUGCUGUGGGAAAUGCUAAUCUGAGUCUAAUCAUCUCCAAAAAGAGAAGACAAAAGUAAAGGAGACAGAACGCAAUAGACCUUGGCUGCUUUCCUCAGUGGUCUGCUCACAAGAUUAUUUGUUAUGGGCCCUUGUAAACGUGUUUGCCUCACCUGGAAUCAAGUGAGUUAUAAACAGAUAUAAGCAGAUUAUAAAAGGGCAAUCUUUUAACAAAGUAUCUGCAGAUUGUCUCUUGUUCGUGAAUCUUCUGAUAAAAAUAUGAUUGUAUAAAAGUGAUACUAUUAUUCUGAUGUAUAGCUUGCUGAAUGGAUUAAAAUCUUCUUAAGUUAGUGAUUAUCCUGUAUUGGGUAUAAAUAAAUA
Molecule: messenger RNA, 4217 nt
Organism: Hypanus sabinus (Atlantic stingray)
Lineage: Eukaryota; Metazoa; Chordata; Chondrichthyes; Myliobatiformes; Dasyatidae
Gene: ccr6a
Product: chemokine (C-C motif) receptor 6a
Exons: 5
Coding region: 501-1583 (360 amino acids)
Biological process (GO): chemotaxis; G protein-coupled receptor signaling pathway; immune response
Cellular component (GO): membrane
Molecular function (GO): chemokine receptor activity
Source: RefSeq, a predicted model, not a curated record